Messenger RNA from Phyllostomus discolor (pale spear-nosed bat), 3518 nucleotides. It is a transcript of the gene PRG4, whose product is annotated as proteoglycan 4. The record is from RefSeq and is a predicted model, not a curated record. Gene Ontology annotation, molecular function: polysaccharide binding; scavenger receptor activity. NCBI's taxonomy places the organism in Eukaryota, Metazoa, Chordata, Mammalia, Chiroptera, Phyllostomidae. The transcript is spliced from 13 exons. Gene Ontology annotation, biological process: immune response. The coding region runs from base 213 to 3473 and encodes 1086 amino acids.
AUUUAUACGGACAGCAGUUAGGAAGUUUUGAAAAAAGUUCACAUUUAUGCAAUGCACCUGUUGGAAGCUUGUAAAUUUAUAUUGAGAGUUAAGGGAGAGUUGGAACUCUAACUCCUGUGUUUGUUAAAUUAAAUUUUACUGAAGCUGGCUAUUUUUUCCCCCAAGACAGGAUUUAAACUUUGCACUCGAAGGCUUGGUACCUGAGAACAACCAUGGAGUGGAAGAUGCUUCCUGUGUGCUUGUUGCUGCUCUCUGUUUUCUCGGUUCAGCAAGUGUCUUCUCAAGAUGUGUCAAGCUGUGCAGGGAGAUGUGGGGAAGGGUAUUCUAGAGAUACCCCCUGCAGCUGUGACUAUAACUGUCAACACUACAUGGAGUGCUGCCCCGAUUUCAAGAGAGUCUGCACCGUGGAGCUUUCCUGUAAAGGCCGCUGCUUCGAGUCCUUUUCCCGAGGGCGGGAGUGUGACUGCGACUCAGACUGUAAGAAGUACGGCAAGUGCUGUCCGGACUACGCCGCUUUCUGCGAGGAAGUGCAUAACCCCACGACACCGCCGUCUCCAAAGACUGCGCCCCCACCUCCGCCUGCAGGAGCACCUCCGCCCGUCAAAUCAACCACCAAACGUUCGCCCAAAUCCACAGACAAGAAGAAGACUAAGAAAGUUAUAGAAUCAGAGGAAAUAACAGAAGAACAUUCUGUUUCUGAAAAUCAAGAGUCUUCCUCCUCCUCUUCCUCUUCCUCUUCAAGUAUUCGGAAAUUCAAGUCUUCCAAAAACUCAGCUGCUAAUAGAGAAUUAAAGAAGAAACCCAAAGUAAAAGAUGACAAGAAACCACCUCCUAAAAAGAAACCUGCUCCAGAACCACCAGUUGGAGACGAAGCUGGAAGCGGACUGGACAACGGUGAUUUCAAGCCCACCUCAACUCCGGACCUGCCUGCCACUCAGCGCAGUCAAGUCACCACAACCUCCAAGGUGACAACAGUGACAACGACAAAUUCUAAACCCAGCCCGUCGCCUGACUCUGAAACAUCCAAACAGACAUCUUCGACAGCCAAUACGGAGACAACAGUUGAAACUAAAGAGACUUCUGUAACAACUAAAGAGACUUCGACGAGUGCAAAAGAGAAAACGACUUCAGGCACAGAAACACGAAGUUCAGAAACAACAUCUACUAAAGAUUCGGUAGCCACGACAGUUUCUGCUAAAUCUACAACCGAAGUUGAAACGACAGCCAAAUCUGUUAAUCCCACCACCACUCAAAAGCCUUCUCCCACCACCACCCCCAAAAAGCCUGAGCCCACCACCCCCAAGGAGUCUGCACCCACCACCCCCAAGGCACCUGAACCUACUACCCCCAAGAAGCCUGCACCCACCACCCCCAAGGAGCCUGCACCCACCACCCCCAAAACACCUGAACCUACUACCCCCAAGAAGCCUGCACCCACGACCCCCAAGGAGCCUGCACCCACCACCCCCAAAACACCUGAACCUACUACCCCCAAGGAGCCUGCACCUACCACCCCCAAGAAGCCUGAACCUACUACCCCCAAGAAGCCUGUACCCACCACCCCCAAGGAGCCUGCACCCACCACCCCCAAGGAGCCUGCACCCACCACCCCCAAAGCACCUGAACCUACUACCCCUAAGAAGCCUGAACCCACCACCCCUAAGAAGCCUGAACCCACCAGCCCCAAGGAGCCUGAACCCACCAGCCCCAAGGAGCCUGAACCCACUAGUCCCAAGGAGCCUGAACCCACCAGCCCCAAGGAGCCGGCUCCAACUUCUCCUGAGACACCUGCUCCAACCACCUCAAAGGCCUCUACUCCUCCCACUCCUCCCAAGAAUCCUGCUGCAUCAACUCCUGAGUUUCCUCUAGAACCCACACCAGAGGCUCUGGAAAACAGUCCCAAGGAGCCUGCUGUACCUACAACCAAGGCUCCCAAAGGAACCAAACCUGAAAUGACUACCACAGUGAAGGAUAAGACAACAGAAAAAGCCACGCAGACUACAACGGAAAUUACAACCGCUACAUCUAAGAGUACGACAGUAGAUACAGCAACGCCAAAAGAAGAAAAGGCUACUGAAUCCAAAAAAACUACUACAACUGUGCAGGUAACCACUACCACCACCAAGGAUGCCACGACAUCAUCCAAAGCUACUCCUAAGGAAACAACUCCUGCUUCCAAGGUGACGACGACAACAAAAAAGACAACUACUACAACUGAAGAGUCUAGGAAUACACCCGAAGAAACGACGACGACAUCAGAAGAUACAGCUACUAAUUCUAAAAUAACUCCUGAACUCCCAAAUCCAACUAAAGCACCCCAGACACCCACUUCUACCAAAAAGCCCAACACGACACCUGCGGUGAGAAAACCCAAGCCGACACCGUCUCCCCCGAAGAUGACAACGUCCACUGUGCCUACACCAAACCCCGCCCCUUCGGGGAAAGCCACACCCCCGACCUCCACCAGCUCUCACCAAGCGCCCAACUCAGAAGUGGUUGACGAAAAUCCAUGUGAUGAAGAUGCAAAUGCUGCUGAAGAAGAAAAACCUCCUGUGAGCCUCAGGCCCCAGGUGUUGACUCCUAUCAUCAUUCCAGGCUCUGAUCUCAUAGUGCAAGGACCCGACCAAGCUAUUGGCAUCAACCCCAUGCUCUCAGAUGAGACUAAUUUGUGCAAUGGUAAGCCAGUAGAUGGACUGACGACGCUGGCCAACGGGACGUUAGUUGCAUUUCGAGGUCAUUAUUUCUGGAUGCUAAAUCCAUCCAGGCCACCACCUCCUCCUCGCAGGAUUACUGAAGUUUGGGGCAUCCCCUCCCCCAUUGAUACUGUUUUUACCAGGUGCAACUGUGAAGGCAAAACUUUCUUCUUUAAGGAUUCUCAGUACUGGCGUUUCACCAAUGAUGUACAAGAUCCUGGGUACCCCAAACAGAUUGUAAAAGGAUUUGGAGGGCUAACUGGAAAAAUAGUGGCAGCUCUUUCAAUACCUAAAUAUAAGGACAGACCUGAAGCUGUGUAUUUUUUCAAGAGAGGUGGCAGAGUGCAGGAGUACACUUACAGACAGGAACCCAACAGAAAGUGCGCCGCCAGGGGGCCGGCCAUAAACUACCCCGUGUUUGGAGAAACGACCCAGGUCAGGAGACGUCGCUUCGAGCGGGGCACGGGGCCGCAAGUGCACACCAUCAGGGUUCAGUACACGCCCAUCAGAGUCCAUUACCAAGACAGAGGCUUCCUCCACGAAGAGGCUAAAGUGAGCGCCCUGUGGAGAGGACUUCCCAGUGUGGUCACCUCGGCCGUAGCGCUGCCCAACCUCAGGAAACCCGACGGCUACGAUUACUACGCCUUUUCUAGGGAUCGACACUACAACAUCGACGUGCCCCGGAGGACUGCCCGAGCCGUCACCACCCGCUCUGGGCAGACCUUGUCCAACGUCUGGUACAACUGUCCUCAGGCCGGUGAGCAAGGGAAGAGACAAUGAAAGUGAAGAAGAGUGAUACGUUUUGACAAUGAAAACAAAAAAGGA